AAAAAAACAAAAUAAAACCAACAGACAUCUUGCAAAGCAAAUUAUCUAAUACCAAGUAACAUAUCAGAAAAAGCAGAGCACAGGCAAGGAAAGAGAAAAACCAAAUCAGAGGGGAAAGAAAGUUCCAGGGAAUCAAAGACCAAGACACCUGCCUGAAACAUUGAGGAAGGUGCUAGAGUAAAGGAUUGAAUGGUUCCUUCAAGAGAUCCUGGGGGAAAACAAAGCAGCAAGAAACUGUCAGGAGGGUGCUGGCAGCCUGGCUUGGCAGGGAAAAACCACCUCAGAUCAAUUCAAAUCUUUAUCUAACUGGGUUAGUGGCCACGAGAGAAGCCAUGGUUGUGCCAUAUCAUGAGAUCAAAUAUGCUUUCAGCAGAAAUAUGAAGUGCCUUCACAUGUGAAGGGCUCUAAAAUAAGUGGGAAAAAAGCACUGGUCAGCAGCAGCUUCUGGCCAAACUCAAGAGAUUUUCAAGUGGAGAUACACAAGUCUGUCCUACAGCAGUUUCUCUGAAAUUCACAGUGAGAAAAUGAAUGGAGGAUGUGAGCUAUCAAACUGUGGGCUACAUGGGAAGGGAACAUGAGUGCUUCCAUUGUGGUUAGAAACUGUGAAAACCUGUUAGGAACCAAACACAGGAAUCAAUUAAACACAGGUGCAAAACACUCUAUGAGGUCAAGCAGCAGUAUAGCAGGCGGGCAACAAUCCCACAGAAAGGGAUGGGGAGCCUAGUGGGAAGCAAAGUUGAUGCCAGAGACAGAAGAAAUCAAAAAGAAGGAAUAUCUCAUUUGUGAGGUUAUCUUUGUUACAGCAUUGUGUGUGAAGCACCUGGGGUAACUCUUCUGUCAGCAACAGUGUUUGUGCCUGUUGCACCAACAAAAAUAUGCUCAGGACAAUCACAACCCUGAUGGAAAGUACAGUCUUUGGAAAUAAGGAAUUAGAUUCCCCCCCCCACCACCACCACGAAAAAAAAAAAAGAAAGCACACAGUUAUGAUUUUCUAAUAUGCAAAAGAAAUUAAGGGCAAGGACCUACAUGCUUCCAUUCCCCUUGAGGGUAAGACAAAUAGCAAUGAGUUUAGCAGCAGAUUUGUUGAAUACUUAAAAAACUUUCAGGAUAAUGAAGCAAUGCAACAUUUCCUGAGUGUUUUAAACAACAUUCAAGACCAACAUGUAAAAGUUGCUGUAUAUCAUAUAUAAUCACAAAAUGGUUUGAGUUUGAAAGGACCUAAAACAUCACCAAGUUCCAACUCCCCUUCCAUUAGACUAGGUUGCUCAGGGCUCCAUCCAACCUGGCCUUGAACACUUCCCAGGAUGGGGCAUCCACAACUUCUCUGGACUACUUAUUCCAGGGCCUCAUCACACUCACAGUAAAAAAUUUCUUCCUAAUAUCUAAUCUAAACCUGCUCUCUUUGCAAUCAUGUUUUGCAGAGAGGGGAAAUGCAAUAGGUGUUGUUUAAGGACCUUUCCAAGCCAACACUGCUGAAUCAGAAUGAGCAGUCAACAAAUGGAAAACAAAUUGCAGACAUGGAAGAAAAACCUUCUUUGUUGGGGGUCCCAUGAUUUGGUUUUACAAUUGAGGUUACUACUGGGAAAUUUAUUUAAACAUGCUUCCUAUAGCAAAGAGCAAGUGUGAGGUGGAGUCUUUCUCUCUCAUCAACUUGUUAAGCUGCAGGUGGCACGGGCUGAUCCCUCUGUGGCUCAGGCAGGGAUCUGCCUGGAGACUGGAGCUGCAAUGACUGGUUUUCAUAGAAACCAGGCAGAGGGACCAAUUAAACAAUGUCAGCAGUAACUGAAGCAGCAGGAAAACACUGUCAAAACCAAGUCCCCGUUGGGUCAGAGCCCUAAGCUACGUGGGAAAGCAGAUUGUUCCAAUGGCUGAUUCCAAAUGCUGCAGCUGGAUCUGUUUGAGCCACGUGUCCAUGUCUAUCUCCCUGAAAUAUGCAGAAAACAAAGGGAAACACCAGCACAUCACAGCAGUGCUGAAUAACUGUGUUUGUUCUGCUUUGUUACUCAUUGCAAAACUGGGCUGGGAUUUCCUAGCCAGCAACUUGUUCCCAGGACAGAACCUCUUAGACUGCCCAGGACAGGCAUCAGCCUGUGGUACCAGGGAUUCCUGUGGAGUCAGUGCUGCAGAUGGGGUAACUGUUUCAAAUGCUUGCCUCAGUUUACUUAAUUGCCUUCCUUGAAACCGUGCACCCAUAUUGGAUGCACAUGGCCUGCUUUUUCCCAUUUCAGUGUUAAAAGAGGUCAUGUUGUAGGAUUGCAACCUCAGAGCAGUUUCCCACCAACAUCCCUCAAACAAAAUCCUUGUGCCUCUCUCCAGCAUUUGUUUCUGUGGGUUCCUCAACCAGCUCGUCCUAGAAGCCAGGAUUUAUUGCAACCAAACAUUCUGCUUCUGCACCUCAUCCUGAUGAGACACUGAUGCAGCCAGUAUGCAGGCUCCCACUCAUGCCACCAACUGCUGCUCCUCUGGCCUCACUGACAAUCUCACAGAACUCAAAAAGGAUAGUGCAGUCCUACUACAGCAUUUUUAUCAGUAGCAACUGGGAUUUCCACCCACAGGUUUUUAGGGUGCUUCUCUUUUCCUGUAAUAUUUUUAUGCUGUAACAUUUUUAUCCUUCACAUACAGCAUCACUCUACAUACAGCAUCACACCUCCACAUCCUACUCAGUGGUUCCUGUGAGGCUGGGAGUGCUGUAUUUCAUUGGUUUUCUAGCCUCCACCAAGUGUCUGAGACAACUUCUGAGUCAAGGUUGUCAUUUGGUCCAGGCAUUUGGGUUCUGGCUUGAUUUUGAAGUCUCUAGCAACUGUACAAAAACACCUGCAAGUUUGUCUUUGCUUUGUUGCUUAAUAUUGCAUGUGCCAAAUCCUUGCCACUGUAUUCUGUCUGUUUUGUCUUUCUCACCUAUUGUGAUCAUGCUGUUUAUUUCCCUCAUGUUUUUUUCAGAGCUAAACUGAACAUCAACCUUGCUCACCUUACAGAUCACAUGAGUUCAAAGAUACUCUGCAUUUGUCAGCUUUCCCCUGCUUUUAGUGGAAAUGUUCCUCUAAAAGCUCUUCCAUUUCCAGUGACACUGGUUGUUUAUGCUACAGCUCAGGUGCAGCCUGCCCCUUCCAUGCUGCACCUCUCAUCUGUGUUUUGCCAGUUCCUCACGUCUCACCCAUCUACAAAUCCCUGUAUUUUCCCAUGAGGCCAUCUUGCAGCCUCAGGACACAGACCUUCUCCCAGCAUCGAGAGCACUGUGCCUUCCUAACAUGGGCUGGGUAACCUCCCACAGCUUAAAUGGGUUUGAUUGCCUUGGGAAGCGUGUGUCAGCCUAGUUUCUCCCCUGAAAGCAUAACUAGGAUCACUCAUUUCUUACCCACCUCUUAUCAAGCUAAUUAGCAAUUAGAAGAAAUGUUCAAGAACAUGAAAAAACCCCCACAGUGAGGAUGUGGCUGACUUGAGACUCUACUGCCUCAGCCCUCGGUCUUCCACAAACACUCAAUUUCCAAGAACUGGAAAGGUUUUUGUUCCAAAGCAGGCAAGGAGAAAUUUGACUCAUUUUUGUCCUUUAAAUCAGGUUUUAUUUUAUUAAUUCCCUGCUUAUUCAGCCACCCCUUGGCUGACUCAGAUCAAGAAACUAACAAAGUUUUUAAAGGGGUUUGGUUGUGUCCAUAGUUAGAGAAACCAGGUUUAUAGAUUCCUGUCAUAAUAAUAAAAACCCAGGCAGCACAUUUUUGUACCUUUCCUCUCAAAAUGAAGACAAGCUCUAACAAGGCACAGCUGCAUGCCUGAGCCAUAAAUGCUAUAACAGAGGAAGAGAUUAUCCCACAGAUGUUUGCCCUGAACCAUUUAAUUGCUAGAGACAAUUCUUCCUUCCUGCCAGACACAUGAGAAGAGUGAAGAUACUAGAUCUGGUCCAGUGCCCUGCAGCCUGACUUCUGGGUAAAUCAAAUUGUCCCUGCCCUGUGACUCUUGUGAUCACUAAAGAGCUGCUUGCUAAUCGAUCACGGAUACUGAUAUUGAAUGGAUCACUGUGGCCCUUGUGAUAUGUACUAUAGGUGGAUGUCCUACAUUAACCACAUGCACAAAAUAUUUCAGUAGUAGAGUGUCAUCAUCUUACUGCAAAACUUCCACACCUUCUCAGUGAUUUAUCAUGGGCAGCUCCUCAGAGCACUAACUCCUUCUUCUUCUUCUUCACAGCAAAACCAACAAACUCCAACUCUCUUCACAGCACAGCCAACAAACUGCAGCUCUCUCCUCAACCAGCUAACCCACUCUUUUGUAGCACUCAUCUUCUUACUGGACACAGCUGUGGCCUAUUAAGGGCAGGCCUGUUCCUAAUCUUUGGUGAUUAGUGCAGCUGCAACUCCUCAGGUGUGAGAUUACCUUCUGCACUAUGUUUAUUUUCUUACAUUCUAUCCCCCCACAGUAGAGCUGUCAGGUUGCUCUAGGUGGAGGCUGAAGGGCUAGCUGAAUAUAAAGUCCCAGGGAAUUCAGGUGAAACUGUCCAGGUGUGGCAAAGGAGGUUUGUAUAGAGAAUAUGUGCAGAGAAUAAAGUUGUAGAUGGUAUGAGUGCCUCAAUUACUGUGAUGUAGAAGAAGCAAACUAGUACAUCCUUUAUGUUUCUGCCCCAGAAAUAAGGGAAUAGUAGCACAGACCAUUUGGAGAUUACUGGUUUGUGAAUCACCUUUGGUGUUUUUUGCAUUUUUUAAAUGUCACAUGUUUUGAGCCACAUUUGUUCUAUUCUCCUUCCUGUCAGAUGCACUUUCCUGUUUCAACCUUCUUUACACUCAGUCAUAAUUGUGAACCUGAAGAGCCCCAUGCUUGAGCUGCUGUGACUUUUUGCAGCUGAUUCUCUAUGGUAAGUAUCAACAGCACAGCAAAAACUUACAGAAUCUCUCAGUGCAAUGACACGGGGCGAAUUCCCCCGAUAAAAAUGUAAAAGAGCUGCUGAAAGAGCAAAAUGGCAUUUCACACCCUCAAAAUCUGCCGUGGGGGAGAAGCGGGUCAGGAUAGAUUCUGCCGCGGGAGCUCUGCCAUCCAGUGGCUGCUUUCCUUACUGCUGCACAGUUACAGUAGCUUUGAAACCCACACGGCCUGCUAAUUUGGGGUUGUUGACCUUUGUAGUUUUUGUGCAAGAGGGGAUAACAACAGGGGCCUGGCGUAGUCUCUGCACAUCCGAAUGCCGAGCAGUUGCAGCUCUGGUCAUGUUAUUGUUCCUGGAUCUUUGCCUGCAAAAAUGUCAUUAAAUCCAGAAGCACAUUUUCCCAUUGUCAGCAUGUUAGUGCUUCCAAGAACUGAAGGGGAGCAGCCUCAGACAAGGCUCCUCCUAGCUCCUCCACGGGUCCUAGCAAUGUGACUUAAAAUUGAAUUAAAAGCUAUUUCAUUUUUUAAAUUCUAAUUGUGUUUUUGCUGCAGAACAGAAUCCCUGUUGGGUUUGGGAGGAUGCACAAGUUGUUAAGUGUUUCUGUUUCUUGUAAGACCAGUGGGGGUGGGAAGUGCACGGAGCCAGCUGUUCCAGAACACUGCCAGCAGAUACAAAGCCCAUUUGUCUCCAGGAAGUGCAUUGAGAAUGUGAGGAGAGAUCCUGCAGCAAACAUGUCAGGUCUGUAAUCUCUAAUAUUCUUGUAAAUGAUUCACUGUACCAAAGUCUGUAUUCCAUUAGAUGAAUUGUUCCUCUCAGUUGAUGUUUGUGUGUUUUCCCUCCUGCAAUGGUGUGUUAAGACAACAGAUAAAUGCAUAUAAAUUGCAAGUCAAACAAUCUGCCAGUCAGAUACAUUGUAAUGGGUGUAAUUGAAGGAUGUUUUGGUUUGAUUUUCCUGUAGCUAUGGAAAAGCAAGCUGGAGCCAAUAGUGUAGGAUUUCAAUUGACUCUCAUGGUUUUUACCUUACUUUUUAAAAAAUUUUGGAAUAGAAAACCUGCCUUUUUGAGAUGCCUUCCUCCACUGGCCAUGCAGGCAGCCCAACCCACAAGCUUAGACUAAGACAGCUAAGUUUUAGGUAAUUAGGGGAGAUGAACUGGGCACAAAGCACCAGUUCACAAGGUACAUGAGCUAGCAUGACUAAGAGGUAAUCCCCUCCAGAGCAGGCCAUACAUACAGACUGCAUCUGCUAGCACAAACACCUGCACUAGUAUCAGAAGGAUGCCAUGGGUUUGUCAGGGAUCUGAAAGCAUUUUAACAGCAUGAGUCACACAUUGCCUUGGCCUGCCAUCUGGUUGUAAAGACUGCUCUGAGCUGGUUUGAGUUGAAACCAGCACCUGUUCUUAGGCUGUUCAGAGUGUUAUGGGAACAUACUAAUGUUGACACAACCGGAGCUUUGGGGCCACUGUGAAAGCAGACGUCUGAGCUGUAGGUAGGCACUGAGUUGUUCAUUACCCCCUGACACCUGUGCACAAGCUCAUGCCUAUUAUGGAUCCUGGUCUCUGACUGUCAGUCACUGCCAAGCAAGCAGAUAUUUUCACAAUCAAUCAACUAAGAUCCUACUCGGGCACAUAAGUUUACGUUGGGAAUAGGGUUGUCUUUGAGAUGACAUUUAAGACCAUCACAGAAAAAAAUCAAAGUCUGCUGGGUGCAUCCAACCUCUGAACAUACUUUUCUCUCUCCACUGAGAGUUUCCCUGAAAACCUGAACUUCUGAACAUUUCUUCACUAUAGUCCUAAAUUCAAAGGGACUAAAUCUGGGACUAAUCCACACAAAGGCUUAGAUUUAAAACAAGACUCACCUCACUUUCAAUCUGCAUGCUAGGGAAAUGCCCUCUGAAUCUGAAGAAAAAAGUCUUUUAUAUCUGUGUAUUGAUUUCUAAGGUACCCUUCAGUAAAAUUAGUCAAUUCCAUCUUUGUUUUCGCUCUAAACAGAUUCAGAAGGAUUCAAAAUGUCAGCUCAGCCAUAAUGACCUUUAGAAAAACUGGGUUUGGAUUCUAAAAUGAAAGGCAAAGUCAUGCAUGUCAUGUUGUAGAGGUUCCUGCCUCAGAGAAGACAGCAGAAGAACAUGGAGAAAUACCAGGCCAAAAUGGCAAAAGCUGGCAAUGGUGAGGGUCUUGCUCCAGCUGUGAUUGACUGCUGGUGUUAUAUUUCAAGGGCUGGGACAGAACUGAAGGAUGGCCUGGGUGACCAUGGAAAUGCAUUUGGCUUAAUGCAGGCUGGCAAACAGAACCAUAAGAUUGGCAAGCCAUGGGACACUGAAGAGCACUUAGCACAAGACACAGAGAUUUUAUACAGGAUGAUAAAUCCAGGAAAAAAACCUCCAUUUUGGACAGAGGAACAGCACCUCAUAGGAGGAAGGCACCUCUGUUUAUGUGUUUCUUUCACCCUCUCUCCAGGUGGGAUCUCAGCCUAUAAUGCAGCAGUUAACACAGUCCAGACCUAUGACAAAAUGGGUACUGGCAAAACAUACAACUAUGCCAAAGAUGUGGAUGUGAGAGCCAGGUUUUAUAAGAAAAAUGAAUAUUGAGAUCUCUGAGUAAUGAUUAGAUUUGAGGCUCUGAUUGCAUACUUUGCUUCUAAUUAAAAACAUUCAGAACUUCUCCUCCAAAACCAGUAAGAAUGGGGCAGGACAUCAAAGCCAGGAACAAGAACAAACUUGCAAUGGGUUUUUUUCCAGCUAAGACUAAAAAAACUUAAAAGAGAACACACCUAAUAGCCCAAAA
This is a messenger RNA of Serinus canaria (Common canary), 7626 nucleotides long. RefSeq names its product lysozyme g2 (gene LYG2). NCBI's taxonomy places the organism in Eukaryota, Metazoa, Chordata, Aves, Passeriformes, Fringillidae. The transcript has 4 exons. The record is from RefSeq and is a predicted model, not a curated record. Gene Ontology annotation, molecular function: lysozyme activity. Gene Ontology annotation, biological process: defense response to Gram-positive bacterium; peptidoglycan catabolic process. Gene Ontology annotation, cellular component: extracellular region. The coding region runs from base 6969 to 7430 and encodes 153 amino acids.